UCUGUCGGCGGCAAGGAGGGAGCAUGGGGUGUUUUGAAUAAUUAUUAAAAUUAGCAUGUGUCUGCGCCAUCCUGUGGGUGUGGUGCAGAGCGGAGUGUAAACUCUAGCAGGGCUGGAGCAAACAUUGGAUUAUAGGCAGCGAGCCUGCCAGGCAGAGGAGUAAAGGAGACAGGAGCGGGAGGCACACCGGGAGCAGGAUGGCUUCGUCUCAAGGGAAGAACGAGCUAAAAUUCGCCGACUGGAUGGCAACUUUGCCGGAAAGCAUCCACAGCAUCCCUCUCACCAAUUUAGCGAUCCCAGGAUCUCAUGAUUCCUUCAGUUUCUAUAUUGAUGAAGCCUCUCCAGUGGGACCUGAGCAACCAGAAACUGUCCAGAAUUUUGUCUCUGUAUUUGGCACCGUGGCUAAAAAGCUCAUGAGGAAGUGGCUAGCAACGCAGACGAUGAAUUUUACUGGUCAGCUGGGGGCCGGAAUCCGGUACUUUGACCUCCGCAUUUCUACCAAGCCCAGGGACCCUGACAAUGAGCUGUACUUUGCUCACGGUUUGUUCAGUGCCAAAGUGAAUGAAGGCCUAGAAGAGAUUAAUGCUUUCCUCACAGAUCACCACAGGGAGGUGGUCUUCUUGGACUUCAACCACUUCUACGGGAUGCAGAAAUACCAUCACGAAAAACUCGUCCAAAUGCUGAAAGACAUCUUUGGGAACAAAAUGUGCCCGGCGAUUUUUGCCCAUGAAGUGAGUCUGAAAUACCUGUGGGAGAAAGAUUACCAAGUGCUGGUCUUUUAUCACAGCCCAGUGGCUCUGGAGGUCCCCUUUCUCUGGCCUGGCCAGAUGAUGCCGGCUCCCUGGGCCAACACAACAGACCCUGAAAAACUGAUCCAGUUUCUCCAGGCAUCCAUUACUGAGAGAAGGAAGAAGGGUUCUUUUUUUAUAUCUCAGGUGGUGCUGACCCCCAAAGCUAGUACUGUGGUCAAGGGGGUGGCCAGUGGUCUCAGAGAAACAAUCACAGAAAGAGCUCUUCCAGCCAUGAUGCAGUGGGUCCGGACUCAGAAACCUGGAGAGAGCGGCAUCAACAUUGUCACUGCUGAUUUUGUAGAACUUGGGGAUUUUAUCAGCACCGUCAUCAAACUCAACUAUGCCCUUGAGGAAGGAGAAGCAGACACCACUUGAUAGUACUGUCUGAAAUGGCCAUGCAUAAAAUAGAGAAGACCAAUUGUAUUAGGCAUAUUAUCUUAGAACAUAUUGAUCUUCUUAUGCCACUGAAUCUUGGAAGUGUUUAGGGCUUAGGGUGGGUGGGAAAAGAGGGGAAACAUUUUUUUUUCAGUGAUUCUCAUCUUGAUCUGCAUCUCUAUAAAUAUUUUAUGUUCCCAUUUGAAAAAAAAAAAAAACAAACAAGUCUAUUCUUGUAUCUAGUGUUAGGGAUAGAAAAGACCAGUUCAAUGUUUAUCACAAUUAAUCAAUUGCUGUGGCUUAUAUUUAUGAGUGUCUGUUUAAUUGCAUUUUCUACUUUCAAGAUUAAGAUUCAUGCUCCACCCACCAUGCCCACCCAUCUAUCAAAGACAGCUUAGGGCAUGCAACAAUUAUAGACCUGACAUUAGAUUGAUUCAGGUAGAUGUAACUUAUUGGCUUUUGGAGACUUAAUAAAAUGUGAACGACCUGCCCAAUUUUGUAGUCAGUUGGCUGGUCAGUCACAGUCCCUAAGUUUUGACCCAACAGCAAAUAUGCAUUGACAAUAUUUCCAGCAACAGUAAACCCAAACACUACAAUUGUGUGUGUGUGUGUGUGUGUGUGUGUGUGUGAAAGGGAACAGGAUAUGCAGUAUUUCUAUUUAAGGCAGCUAUAAAUAAAGAGUCAGUACUUCUUCUGACAAAAACCUGAGUGCCAAUUCCACAGCAAAACAAAUAGUAAUAAAGAGAGAGGGAGAUGUAGAUGUGUGGAGAAUACCUUUAAAACAAUAAUGCCUGUCUUGCCAUUACCUGGAAAUAAGUCACUCCAAGUGACUAGAAAUCUGAACACUUUUCCUUCCUAUAGCUCACCUUCUAGAUAUUUCUCUGCUAAGUCAAUGAAUAUCUGAUAAAAACAAAAAUGUGCCAGUGAAAUAAAAACCCAAGUUAGCUGAUUAAUUUCAACAACUGCAAUGAAACAUAUAUGAAAGAAGAUAAAUUUUUCUAUUGUCCAUAGACUUUCCCCCAAAAGACAGGUCCCAAAUUUCAAGAAUAAAUUAAGAAGUAAUCAAUCCUAAGCAAAUCAUAAAUUCAGUCUUAGUCUUUCAAAUUAGAGGUCUCAUAUAGCUAGAGUGAUGGCCUAUAGUUUAGAGUAGUGAUUCCCAAACUGAGUUCACUGACACAUAUGAAGCAAAUCCCAUAAAUUACUGCUGAGGUUCAUUGAAAGUAAUGUUCUAGUGAUCCUAUUUAAUUGGAAUCUAACCCAUCACUCUUUCCCUGCCUUUUACCAAAAGAAUACAGAACGUCUCCACGGUCUAAAAAAGGGAAAAACUCUGGUCUAGACAGUGCAGUACCAACCAAUGGUGGUCCAGCAUUGCCUGCACCAGCAGCUUUUAAAGUAUGAUCAAAUGAUCAAAAAAAUCAUAUGAUAUUUUAGAAUGUCUUUUUCCCCAAAUUAUACCUGGCCUAAAAGGAAGCAGCCUUUUUUUUAAUUGCCUCAGCAGACCACUUUGGAGAUAAAAUUAAUAAAACUUUCUAAAUUUCUUGGAAAAAGGAAUCUGGUACUUUUGUUGAGAAGUUUGAAUUACACCUGACUCUUUGUGACUCCUUUUUAGGGUUUCUUGGCAAGAUACUGGAACAAUUUGCCAUUUCCUUCUACAGUUUAUUUUAUAAAUGAGGAAAAUGAGGCAAACAGGGUUAAGUGACUUGCCCGGGGUCACAUAGCUAUUAAAUAUCUGAGGCUAGAUUUGCACUCAGAUCCUCCUGAUCUGAGUGCUAGCCCCUAAUCCUGAUAUUAGUAAAGUGCAAUUGAAUUAUUGCAUUCAAUAAGGACCAAGCUUUCAAAGUUUGUCUGAAUUUUGAUAAUUUUUUUUUACAAGCACAGGUUACAUAUUAUAAAAACACAUUUACCUACUUCUAGGGAAUAAAAACUAACCUAGAAAAAAGAACCUGUGGUGAAGAUUAAAAAAACUGGGAACCCUGAUAACCAUAAAAGUUGUGUUUAUUUUCUUCUUUACUAAUAAAGAUAAUUCGUUUGUAUGAUUCUGGUGAAGUUAACAAAGUGCUUUCUUCACAACAACAGUGUGAGGGAAGGAGCAUAGGUAUUAGUCAGAUUAUAGUUGAAGAAGUUAAGAGAUUUGUUCAUAGUUACAGAGCUAGUGUUAGAAUCAGGAGCAGAAUCCAGCUCCCCUGAACUAGCCAGUGCUUUCUCAUACACCACUUUAAAAAAAAGAAAUUGAAAAUGGCAUAUAAGUAGGAAAGCAUAUAUGAAAAGGUGAUUAACAUUUACAUGUACAUAGCAGCUCCAUAUAUUUCUGGCCAUACACAGUAUACCAAAUAAUUGUGUACACACACACACACACACACACACACACACACACACCUUUUAUUUUCAGCCAAAAAUUUUCAUGUGAAACAUUAAGGAAGUACAGUUGACUAAAUUUGCUUUAAAAUACUGUAGAUUUAAAAUAUGUGACAGCAACUUCUUAAAAAAUCAAGAAUCUGAUUGUACUUGCUUGUGUACUUAGUCAACUAUUCUCCAUUAUUUCAGGAAGGCAAAUUAUACCCCUCCCUCAAUAUCUCAGGUUCUGGUUUCUAUUAUCUCUUUCCCCCUGAAAUAUUUUAAAAUUGGAAUAUAUAUGCAUAUGCAUACACAUAUAAAUUGAUAUUAUAUAUAAUUGGAAUCUAUUUUAAUUAGAAUACAUAUACGUACAUAUAUAAAAAUUCAGAAGUUCACUAUAAUUGACCUCUUGUUACUGAUUUCUCUGGAGGUUUUUCAGUCAAGCACACAUGCAAUGACAUAAGGAUUUCAUUUAUAAAUAUAUCAGAAAAAAUGUUUUAAUGUGUUUGAGAAAAAAAAUCAUCUAUAGUGGUAACUAUGUUGUAUCUUCUUGAGCUUCUUAACUUCAAUUUUUGCCUGGUAUUGGCUUCAUGUUGUUUGUCAUUUGGGUGCUGGAAAAUCAACAAGCAAGCCAACUACGGGUUCUCUGAAGUCUAAUUGUGCAAUUUCUUUAUGAGGGAGGAGCAGUUUUUUUUUUUUUAAUUACUUGAUAUACACAAAGAAAACUUGUUAUAUGAAACUGUUUUCGAUCUUAUUUAUUCAUUUCCAUGGGGACAUAUGGAGCAGGUAGUGUAGAGAAUUAAACUUGCCUUAAUUCCUAAGUACAGAGAAAAUGGUGGUAAGAGGCACAUGUCUUACUGAUUCAUAAAGGAUAUGUGGAGAAGGUACAUGUGACAGCUUUAAUGCUAUAGCAAAGAAUGGCACUGCCAGAAGUAAUGUUCCCUAUAUUGGAAUCUUCAUUGUUCAAAAAAAAGAAAACUUAGGUAGGAGAUCAAUCCAAAAAACAUGGCUUCUGUUGAAUUCUGCUCUCUCUCUGGGCUACUAUAUAAAAUACCAAGCAAGUUGAUUAUGAGCCUAGAUUAAAGUCAUUGAUAUACUCCCAUUGACUUCCUUGUGAGUAAAAUGCACAAGUCCUUUAGAACUGGCUCCAAAAUGAUCUAACUAGGUACAUCUUGUUGAGUUUCGUAUUUAGUUCUGUUUUCCAAAAUACAUCAAGCAUGUAUCCUGUAAAGGAUGGGAAAGGAGGACAAGAAAAAGGGAGGGAGGGAAGGAAGGAGGAAGAAAAAAAGGACAGAAGGAAAAAAAGAUAAAAAGGAAGUCAGUAUCAAAUAAUAUCAGUUCUCCAGUUUCUUUUAUCUGUAUUUUGCUAUUAUCUUACUUUUAAAGAAUCUUUAAAUGAUUCUUAGGACAUUUUUAGCCAUAUUUAGAAAGAUCAUUCUUGGUGGUAUACUACCAAAAAGGAAAAUGUUAUAGGGUAAAACAUUUUCUAUUUGUUGACUUUUUGCUUUCCCUCUGAAGUAUGUAUUGCACUCUAAUCAUUCAUUUUGAAUUCCUUGAUAUUUUAACUCCUGUGAUAAGUUUUUCUCAAGGGAGUUGACAGACCCAUAUAAUUAUAGUGAAACAUUUGAAAAGGAAAAAAAAUCAAAAAACAAUUGAAAAAUAGACUAUCACUAGGAGAAGAGAUGCCUGAGUGCCCAGUGGCAAUAGUUCAGCAUGUCUCAGCAGUUAUAAACACUGAUGAAAUAAGAUGUAUGGGAAUGACCCCAAAUUAUCAGUUUAAUUUUUUAUGUACAAAAUGAAGAUAAAUGAAGAUAUCUUCAUCUUUUCCAUUUCUAAUUCCUAUCAGGAAAGUUGGAAGUCUCAGGAAAAAAUUUCCUUUUUCGUGAAUUUUCCAUUUUCCUUGUCUACAGACCAAAGUGGCUCCUUUUGCUUUCUUCACCUUUAAGGUAAAGGGCUUGUAGAAUUCUCCUGACAAGAAUUUUAACAAGGAAAUGAUGAACAUUAUCCCUCAGGAUAUCUUCAGCAAGGUCUUCUUUCAUUCUUUCCUCUCUUAAAAAAAAAUUGUUGAUUGCAUUUUAAUCUUUUAAAACUCCUCAGUGAUGCAAAAAGCUAACUAACAGUGUGGAUGCUGAAAUUGCCAUAUCUCAGUAGUGACUACUUUGUCACAGGCAGUUUUAAACAUUGUUCUUAAAUGUACAUUUUCCCAAUGACAAAUGCUACAAUAGUCUGUAGAGUGUGUAAAAUGUAUUGACUAUAAAUCUGUUGAAAAUUGUGUAAUUUUAAUUUUAUCUGUGUCUUGUGGGUAUUGAUUCCAAAUGUGUAUGUGUGUGUGUGCAUGAAGAUGUAUGUGUGUGGGUAUGUGAACUGUGUUCUAUUUUUUAAAAGCAACUUAUCCUAAAGGAAAAGGGCACAGUGUUAAUGGCCUUAAAGUCACCACAAUUUUCAUCAAAGUCUGGUUUCAAAUUCUGCUGUUGUUAUAGACUGUCCCACUUCUCUUUUCAUACCAGAAUUAAAUUUUUGAAUUGUUGCAAAGCUUCACAAUCUCAAAUUGCAUUGAUUUCAAGGCUUCUAAAUUGCUGGUGAAACUCAUCCCAUUAAAAUAGCAAAUACACAUUGGUUUCAACUAGUGUAACAAUCCAGUUAAUCCCUAAAAUUUGUCUAAAGAUGAGGACUGCCUUCCUUGUAAUAAUACAGUUUUGAGGGAGGCUUUAUAGUACAGAGAAAAGAUCCUCUGGAGUCAGAAGACAUGAGUUCAAAAUCAGCCUCUGGAGAGUAACUACUUGGGAAGCAUCGGUCAAAUCAUUCCAUUAUCCUGGGUCUUAGUUUACUCAUAAAAGAGAGAAAAAUAUUAGUCUUGUCCCAUUCAUCCAUGUCUCUCCUCUUUCACCUUGAUGAUCUUCCCUUUUCAAAGUCAUAAUUCCUUUCCAUGCAUUACAUAUGAAUUAAUGGAUAUAGGGCCCUGCCUUCCUAUUAACCCCAAUGUUAAAGUGGAUUAUGCACAAAUUUAUUUAAAAAUGUUUUAGGACUAGUAGGGUGGGAUGAAAUGUAUUUUGGGUAAAAGUGGGGAGAUUAGGUCCAAGCCAUUAACUAGAUGGUCUUGAAUAGAAAUCUUCACUUUUCAGGACCUCAAUUUCCUCAUCUAUCAAGGUCUCUUUGACAGCUUAUGAUUUGUUAUUGUCAGGGUAGACCAACAUUCACUUAGCAUAAUUUAAAAGUUCUUUAGGAUCCAUACCCUCAUAUAUCUUCCUCUCUAGUCUGCUUAUUAUAAUUCUAGAAUCCUUAAUCAUCUCUUUAGGGUAAAACAUUGAAGACUUUGUUAAAAUGCAAAUAUGUUACCCAGGAGAGGCAAUUCAGUAAACAAUUAUCCCAUCAAUACUUUAGCUAAAAUUAGUUUGUCAGUUUACUUAUUUGAUUCCCUAGUUAUUUGAUCCCCAGAGAGAUCCAAGGUAUUUACUUUUUUUGCCUGGAAGGAGAGGAGGCUGAAAAUAUUCUAAAGAUUUAGGGUACUAGGCAGGUGAUUGGGAACCCUCAGGUAUUCAGGGGGGAAAGCACCAGGACCUGGAGCUUGGGGGUUUUCACAUGAAGAGCUGAUAUGUCCCCAGCAGACAGGGGUCCUCAAACUACGGCCAGUGGGCCAGAUGCGGCAGCUGAGGACGUUUAUCCCCCUCACCCAGGGCUGUGAAGUUUCUUUAUUUAAAGGCUCACAAAACAAAGGUUUUGUUUUUACUAUAGUCCAGCCCUCCAACAGUCUGAGGGACAGUGAACUGGCACCCUAUUUAAAAAGUUUGAGGACCCCUGCUUUGACUUCAUACUGUGUAUCCAUCACUGACCAAUGGUGGAGGUUAAGUUCCAGGUCAGUUUUUGGAAUAAUUAAUGCCAAUGGAAAUAAAACCUAGCUUGCUUCAGGAAAGUAGUUUUUUACAACCCUGCCAUUUUGUACUGAGAAACCUUGUAACUAUGUGGAAAAAAAGAAGGUUUUUGAAUGUUCUUGGAUUCUAUAUACUACUAUGGGAUACUUUAAUAGAAUGCAAACCAAAACUCCUUAAUAUUUUAUUACCAAUGCCCCAUUUUCACAUGGACUUUUUUGUCAACGUCUGAGUUAAUUUACUACAUUUCUAAUGAAAAGAUGAGUAUACAGUGCUGGUGAUUUUCUGUUCACUGGACACUAGAAACUCAGCAGAGAGAAACAGAUCUGUGCCUUCUCUUUUUAGGAUCUGGCUGUUGGUACUUUAACAAAUGUGUAGAGAAAACAAAUGCCCUACAGUUCCAUAUAGCAAAUGUGAAUUUUAUGACAAGAAUGUGUAUUUAAUGUAAAAAAAAAGUUUCUUUGUAUUCAGUGAAAUGUCUAAUAAAGCCCUGGUACCUGUCUA
Molecule: messenger RNA, 7870 nt
Organism: Antechinus flavipes (yellow-footed antechinus)
Lineage: Eukaryota; Metazoa; Chordata; Mammalia; Dasyuromorphia; Dasyuridae
Gene: PLCXD3
Product: phosphatidylinositol specific phospholipase C X domain containing 3
Exons: 3
Coding region: 198-1166 (322 amino acids)
Biological process (GO): lipid metabolic process
Cellular component (GO): synapse
Molecular function (GO): phosphoric diester hydrolase activity
Source: RefSeq, a predicted model, not a curated record